UUCCAUUAUCGCAGUGGUGGCAGUGUGUUGAUUAACAGUGUCAGUUAAAGUGACCGUACAAGAUACCUAUAACAAUAUUAUUAAUUGCGAAGCGGCGGUCUAAGUCAUUGCAAUAUUAUAACAUUUAAUAAACAUAAAAAGAGCACAUACCUACGUAAAUAUCCGUUUGACUCGGUGAAUUUAUAGUUCUUUUUUUUUUUAUCGUUUUUAAGAUUUUUUGUUCCGUUACGUUUUUGCUGUUUAAAGACGAGUCGUACUCGACCAAAUGUCGGUCUAUUGUCAUACGAGUAACUGUUGUUAAUCUAAAUUUUUGAACUCGUUGACUGCUGCAGGUUAGGUACUUAUAAUGGCGAACAAUCGAAAAUUGAUAAAAUUGUUAUUGGUGGUCAAUAUUGUGUACAUUUGUAUCGGUUUUACAUCGACGAGGUCGCCGAGUCUACAUCAAAAUAAAAAAUUGGCGAACAAAGCAGAGGAAGUCCAAUCGGUCGAAGCCGAAGCACCUGAAGUAUCGGAAGCAGGAGAGAAUAACGACGAACCGAACGACGUACCACCGGAAAACGGUAGAUUAAACAUGAAACGACGACCCAAUGGCUGCCCGUAUUGCGAUUCUAGUGUGUACAGUUACUGCUCUGACAAAUUAUUGCACGACGCCUGUUGUUGCUUAGAUCCGCACGAUUUACCAAAUGAAUGUCAAUUCGCGGAUUGUAGUUUUCUUCACUCAAAUACUUGCCGAGAACAUCGUCUGAUUACUGCUUGUUGUUGUAAUCAGUUCCUCGCACAUAAGAAGUAAACUUACUGCAACUAUAAAUUAUUUCAGCUUUAUGUUAUUUCAUCGAACCUAUAUCAAUCAACAAACAGACCAACCUUGUACGAUUAAAAUUUUUAAAUGUUUGAAAAAUAGUAUAAAUUAAAACUACAUUGAUGUUAAGACUUAAGAACCAAUAGUCCUUAUACCUACCUAUUUUAUAUUUUCAAUAUUAAUAAUUGUACAUUUUUAUAGAUCUUAUAGCUUAUAAUUGAUUAUUAUCAUGAUUAAUAACUUACUAUAUUCAUAAAUUAUAAUGUUUAAAUGAGUUUAUUUUUUAUAUAGUUACUUUAUUGUAUUUUUUUUUAGACUAUAGUUGAUUCGAUGUUUUUCCGAUGUUUUUAAUGUUUAAAUUUUAAAAUGUCAUUGUUAUGUAAAAUGGUAGCUGUUGGCGUCAGAUGUAGGCCAUACAGGACAUUUUUUCCACCAAAAAAAUUCAAACUUUCUAUUUUUCACCCCAUGGCACCAUUUAUAGAUAUUAUACUAUUGUGCAAUGUGCAUUAGUAAACGCCGUUUUUACACACUAUUCUACUUUUUAUCCGAAAAUUAGUUAAUAAUUCUCAAGAACUCUUUUAAAUUAUUUAAUUUUUAUUUAAAGUUUAUACUUAUUUUAUAUUGCCUAUGAUAAAUAUGGUAGUAUAGUUGUUAAAAGGAAACGAUUUGUGUCAGUACAUUGGUUGAAUGAUUAUUAUAUAAUAAUUUUUUUACAUUUUUAAGUAAAUAUUGGGAUGUGGGGAGAUCACCCCUGCACGGGUUACAUUUCAUGUAAUAUCAGGGGUGGGCGUCUACAACCCCCCGCAACAUUUUAGCCCUAGCAGCGCCACUGACAACCGUACUACUAUAUUAUAUUAUAUAUAUUUUAGCACAUAUUUAUUAUUAUUUCAGAUACUAAAUGGUAUAGCACAUUUUAAUUAUUAUUCAGGUAUUGAAUAGCGUAGCACAUUAAAUAGGUAAUAUGUUUUAUUUAAUGUACCUAUAUCAUGUUUGACAAAUAAAUUAGUAAUUGUUUAACCAUCAUCAGCUUUAUUUGAAAUCAAAUUAAAUAAUACGCAUUAAUCCCGCACUAUAGCCGACGUAACGUCUGUAUACAUUACUGUACUUUAGCAACUAAAGAAUUCACUAUAGAAAAAAUUGUUUCUGUUUUUUUUUUUUAUUAUUAUUUUGUUAUUUAUUAUUAUUCAAUAUUUUUCUAUUUACAUUUGUAUUUUUUAGUUGAAAAGAAUAAACAAUGAAUUUUAUAUUA
This is a messenger RNA of Metopolophium dirhodum (rose-grain aphid), 2048 nucleotides long. RefSeq lists its product as uncharacterized. Lineage: Eukaryota; Metazoa; Arthropoda; Insecta; Hemiptera; Aphididae. Bases 347 to 790 code for a protein of 147 amino acids. The transcript has 3 exons. The record is from RefSeq and is a predicted model, not a curated record.